ACUAGAAAGCCCUGUCCUGGGGCGAGGGGUACAAGGUUGAGGGGCUUUCCUUGUCACAGUGUUUGGCUUUCUAGCACAGGGGACGUGCCUGUCCAAGGGAAGCUGUGACCCCAACUCUGCACAUGGAGAAAAUGCCAGCAGAAAAUGCCUUCUCUCGAUCCCCUCUGCUCCCGUGGUGUGGAAAGGGGCAUGGGGCACUUAAUACUCACAGCUUAUGGGAUUUUCAGCUGAAACAGGAGGCUUCAGGAGGCACCCCUGUAACCUGAGACACCAGGACCUAUUCUGGCCACCACCCCUGUUUCUUUGCGGUCACCACUCCUGUUCUCAAAUCACCCAGCUAUUUUACAAGCACUGGGGGGUGAAGUCUCCCCCCCUCAGCUCCCCUGGUCUGUGAGCUGCUCUUGCUGCUCCCUGGGGAGAGGUGUGUGGAAGCUGUUGAGCUGUCUCUUUUACUAUAUCUUUUUCCAUUCUGUCUCUCGAGGCCUCACGAUGCCCCCCAAGCGAAGGCAGAAACUGCAGCAAGAGCAGAAGGGGCAGCCAGGUGUGGCUGCACCCCUGGAGGGAGCUGCUGAGGGGGCUGUAGCCAUCAGGGAAGAGGUGCUGCUGCAGCAGGAGUAUAGCCGCCUUUGCAAGGAGCUAGAGGACAUGAAGGGGGCACGUGUUCAGCUUCGGGAGGAGAACGAGUUCCUGCAGCAAGAGGCCCAGCGUCUCCGUGCUGAGAGCCAGGAAUUCAUGUGCUAUGUGGCCAAGCGGGCCCAGCGGCGCCAGGAUGCCAUCAUCUCCCUGAAUGAUCAGAACAAGCAGGCCCUAGAGGAGAUCCGCAGGGAGCAGCAGGAACUGCUCACCCUCUACCAGAGGAAGGAGGCAGCUCUGCGGGAACAACUGUUGCACAAAGAGGGUGAACUUCUCCGCCUCAGCAAGGAGGUUGAGGGCCUGCGGGAGAUCCAGGCACUGCAGCAGGAGCAGGCUGCCCACAUCAGGGAGCUGCAGGAAGAGCUGGUGACCACCAGGCAGCAGCACACUCAGCACCUGCAGGAGACCAAAAGCCAUUUCCUGCACGAAAAGGCUGCCUUUGAGCAGAGGUCCCAGCAGCAGGUGCUCUGCCUGCUGCAGCAGGCACAGGAAGUGGUUGCACGGUGCAUGCAGGAGCAUAGCCACCAGGUGAAAUGUGAGAACCAGGAGCUGCGGCAGGAGCUGCACCAGCUCAUCCAGCGAUCACGCACACUGCAUUUACACAAGCGCCGGUUAGAGGAGCAGGCACAGCAGCUGCUGCGAGAGCGUUGCUACAUGCAAGACAUGGCUCGCCUGUACCACACCCACCAGGGCAAGAAGUAGGCCCCAGCUGUGACCCCAGGAACGAGCUGACAGAGAGGUGGCCACUACUCACUGCCAUGACCUGCUUUUGGUAUUAGAAUUAUUUAGCUCAGGGGUUCUCAAACUGGGGGUCAGGACCCCUCAGGAGGUCACGAGGGUAUUGCAUGGGGGGUCACAAGCUGUCAGUCUCUACCCCAAACCCCA
Messenger RNA from Trachemys scripta elegans, 1518 nucleotides. RefSeq names its product coiled-coil domain-containing protein 166-like. NCBI's taxonomy places the organism in Eukaryota, Metazoa, Chordata, Testudines, Emydidae. The transcript has a single exon. The record is from RefSeq and is a predicted model, not a curated record. The coding region runs from base 490 to 1335 and encodes 281 amino acids.